AUGACCGUAUUCGGAGAUUUCCUCUACCUCCAAACUUUGGAGACAAGAGUAGUUCAGCAGAUGAAUGUAUCCACGGGUGUUGUAUAUCGAAACAUUUCUUUACCAAAACCGCUUGCCCGUUUGAAUGACCUCGCCAUUGUGGAGCAAUCCCAGUACCCAACAG
This is a messenger RNA of Paramuricea clavata, 163 nucleotides long. The record is from the annotation of a GenBank genome assembly. Lineage: Eukaryota; Metazoa; Cnidaria; Anthozoa; Malacalcyonacea; Plexauridae.